Leptinotarsa decemlineata (Colorado potato beetle) is the source of this 949-nucleotide messenger RNA. RefSeq lists its product as uncharacterized. Lineage: Eukaryota; Metazoa; Arthropoda; Insecta; Coleoptera; Chrysomelidae. The record is from RefSeq and is a predicted model, not a curated record.
GAAAACUAGUCAAAUUGUCAAAUGUCUUCCGGUGUUUAUAUUUAUCAUAAUCAAAAAUCAAAUUGUUGAAAGAAGUGGCAAAGAUAAUUAAAAUAAGAAAUUAUCUUUGGUAGUGGUAAUGUUCGCAUCACAAUCAAAAUACGAAUAUCAUAUACAUAUUUAAUGGUGCAGUGCUUCAUUUGAGUUAUCUAUUUGGAAAACUGGAUGCAAUAACCUUUUUACAUUUUAAGAAGGAAGAGAUUUACAAACACGAAUUUCAAUAGGCUUUCUCAUAUGAAUUAUGGGUGAUCAGUGGUACUAUAAUAACUUCAAUUACCCUUCACCGAAUAUCCCAAAUUACAAUCUGCAAGUUCCCCUGGAACACAAUCCUCAAAUCAGUCAAUAUUCUUAUAAUCAAUAUCAGAAUAUUACACCUUACUUUCAUCAUCCAAGCAAUGAGGCAAAUAUUUAUUCGACUCUAGCUUCAUAUCCGCCUCCAGGAGGACCUUAUAGUGUACCACCACCGAAUGCAAUUGAGUCUCAUACUGGAAACAGUUUUAAUUGCCAGGUACAACAAAACCAUCAUGAAAGUCAAGAGUCAUCUUUACCGAACGACUACACCAGAGAAUUGGAGAAAUACAGAUUCAUCAAAUCCAAAAUCAACGAACCUGCAGAUGAUCUUGAAAAAAUUAAGUCCCAAACAAGGUGGAGUGCCAAUACAUGCUUAUAAUGACAGGCCUCAUACUCAUCCUAUUUUUCCUACUUUUUAGUAGGAAAAUGCCAUACUUAUGCCAUACUUCCCGAAGUAACCUAACAGCUAACCAAGAUACAUUUUUCCUAACAACAAUACUUAUUACAGCUGUCGGACUGAUUCUUGGCUAGUGAGAAGCCAAGAUGUGUAGAAAUCUGUUAACAGUCUGUUGGAAUAUUCGAGCUGUAAACAUCCAAAUACAUGAAAUUGCAAACGAAA